UUAGGGAGGAAAGGAAAUAGGUGACCGGUGGGCUCUGCAGAGGUGCCAGGGGACACUGUGUUGGCUGUGCACGUGGUGCUCCCAGGAAUGGGCAAUAGCUGACAAAGCCGAGAAAGGAAAAGCAUGGGACCUUAACAGGCUGGAUUUUAUCAAGCCCUUCCUAGAAGUCACAUUAUCUAGGUGCAUCAAUGAGGAGUCCAGGGAUGGCUGUGUUCAAACAACAGAAGGUGGAAGACGUUUAUGAAAUUGGGGAAGAGCUAGGAAGUGGCCAGUUUGCGAUAGUGAAGAAAUGCAGAGAGAAAAGCACUGGAGUGGAAUAUGCUGCCAAAUUCAUUAAGAAGCGUCAGAGCCGGGCCAGCCGCCGGGGGGUGAGACGUGAGGAAAUUGAGCGGGAGGUGAACAUUCUGCAGCAGAUCCUGCAUGCCAACAUCAUCAAGCUGCACGACGUCUACGAGAACAGGACAGAUAUGGUCCUUAUCCUCGAGCUAGUGUCUGGAGGAGAACUUUUUGACUUUCUGGCACAGAAAGAGUCUCUGAGUGAGGAGGAAGCAACCAGAUUCAUUAAGGAGAUUUUAGAUGGUGUAAACUACCUCCAUGCCAAGAAAAUUGCUCAUUUUGAUUUAAAGCCUGAAAACAUUAUGCUUCUAGACAAGAAUAUUCCUAUUCCACACAUAAAAGUCAUUGACUUCGGCCUAGCCCAUAAAAUAGAAGAUGGAGUUGAAUUUAAGAAUAUUUUUGGGACACCCGAGUUCGUAGCUCCAGAAAUAGUGAACUAUGAACCACUUGGGCUAGCUGCAGAUAUGUGGAGCAUAGGAGUCAUCACCUACAUACUGCUCAGUGGUGCAUCCCCUUUCCUUGGAGAAACGAAGCAGGAAACUCUCGCCAACAUCACAGCCGUGAAUUACGAAUUUGAUGAGGAAUUUUUCAGUCACACCAGUGAUCUGGCAAAAGACUUUAUCCGGAAACUCCUGGUGAAAGACACGCGGAAACGGCUCACAAUUCAAGAAGCUCUCACUCAUCCUUGGAUAACGACUCACCAGUUGAUAGAAGAAACAAAAGUCCAAGAAAACAAGAAGGCUGAGAACAGUCAGCUGAAGACAAAACGUCUGAAAGAGUACACCAUCAAGUGCCAUUCGAGUAUGCCACCAAAUAACACCUACAUCAACUUUGAGCGCUUUGCCCGGGUGGUAGAAGACAUUUCUCUGAUGGAACAUGGUUUCAGCACUCUGGCUAUGUCCCACGAUUCCCUGCAGGAGGACAUCGAUGCUCUGGUUUCCAUAUAUAAUGAAAAAGAAGCUUGGUACAAAGAAGAAAAUGAAAAUGUGAGACACAAGCUUUCACAGCUGAAAUAUGAGCACCGUAAAAUUGAAUCCCUGAAGAAACAUCUUCAGGAUGACAUCAAGACUGUAGGUUCUAGUCUUGCAAAUGUCACUGGGAAAUACAUUGAUCUAAAAUCUCAGUAUGAAUCUCUGAGUCAGGAACUUUCUGAGGAACUCGCGUGGAUCCAGGAUUUAAUGAGUAGUUUUCAGCUGGAGAAUGAAAAUGAAGCACGUGUGAAUGGAAACUUUGGCUCUGUUUUCAACAAAGAUAUUAAUGAAUCACUAAUGGAGCUGUUAAAUAGAUCUUGCUGUGAGGAAUUCCUUGCAGGCUUGAAUCUUGAUGUUGCAGAAUCAAGACAGUAAUGUUGGUUAAUAGGCAAAAAUCUUCAUUAGAACCCCUUGCUGUCUGCCUGUCUCAACGUGCAGCUGUAAGAAAUCAUCUCAAAAGCACAAAACCACAAAACCAGCACCUAUGCAUUAAAAUAGAAAUAUGGAAAUGUUGCACAAACUAUUGACCAAAAGCCUAUACUCUGAGUGGUUUUUGUGCUGAUGUUGUGACCAGCCCAGUUUCUGAACCCUUAGAAUUAGAAAUCACUUUGUUCUAGGGCAUGUGUAACCCUGCAGUUAUUCUGUACUAACAUUAUAAUAAUACGUAAACAUACAGGUCCUGAAGAUUAUUAGGUAAUUCACUUGAAAUGAAAAAGUAUGUCACUCCUUUUUUAGCAGCUUACACAUGCUUUGAAGUCUAUAAAAUCACCUGGUAGCAUUCUAGUUUGGAUGAGGGCAAUAGUCUUGCAGACUUGCUGGGGAUAAUUCUGCACAGCAGAUAAUUAAAAACACUUAUGAAGGUUAUUGCAGCCCUUUAAAACGGAGCAAAUGAUGCAGUGAUUUAUCAUUUCACACCAUGAAAAUCACAGCUAAUGAAGGAAAGUUAAGGUUAUUUUAUAGGCUAGUUAUUCAGGGUACAGUCUCUCUUUCACUAUCAUCAGAUGUUAGAAGUCCCCAAACUGUGGGGCAUGCUCCCCUAGGGGGGUGCAGAGGAAUGUCUGGGGGAUGCAGCUGGGGCUCAGGCUAGCCUCCACAGGGUUUGGGGUAGGAGCGCCACCCCGCCCCACCCCAGCUCCGCUCCUGGCCCUGCCCCCACGCCCAGGUCUCUGUUCCCAGUGGUCCAGCUGCCGGUCAAGUGCCUGAGCCCCAGCUGCCGGCCUUUGCCCCAGCCUAGGCUCCGUCACUGAUCCCAGCUGUGGCCCCAGCCUUGGCCCCCUUAACCCUGUCAGUGUCCCCCUCCCAGUACAGCAGCCCUGCUCCCAGACCCAGCUUGGAGGCGGGGGGGCACAGACAGGGGUAAGGGGUGGCCCGAGGCAAAAAGUUUGGGGACCAGUGUUAGAUCAUUUUUAUUUCUUUAAUGUGAAGUUCUUGCCAUAAAAACAGGUACCUUAUGUUUUAUGUACCGGAAAUAUUUUGUUCGAAAGACAGAAUGAUAAAUCUGUAAUGGAAUGACUGGAGAACUGUGUAUGUAUAUUUUGCUGUGCAAAAUUAUUUGUGAGGAUGAUGAUCCAUCAGGCAGUGUCAAUAGACCUUUGACUUUUAUUCCCCAAUAAGAAAGGUCUCUCAAAGGAAACAAUUCAUUGAUUCAGUGU
Molecule: messenger RNA, 2959 nt
Organism: Chelonia mydas (Green sea turtle)
Lineage: Eukaryota; Metazoa; Chordata; Testudines; Cheloniidae
Gene: DAPK2
Product: death associated protein kinase 2
Biological process (GO): intracellular signal transduction; positive regulation of apoptotic process; protein phosphorylation
Cellular component (GO): cytoplasm; nucleus
Molecular function (GO): protein serine/threonine kinase activity; ATP binding
Source: RefSeq, a predicted model, not a curated record